GAAUAAAACAUACAAAAGUAUCAAUCCAGCUCUAUGUGGAUCACAAGAUUCUGUUUAGAGGAUUUCUUUAAAUCUUGCUCCUUCAUCAUUUAUUAAAAUAAAGUGGGAAAAAUGCACACAAAACUGUAUAUAAACUGACUUUAAAAUGUUGCAUUUUAUCCCACAUAGACAAAUGAUAAAAGUGUAUCAUUUGCUGGAAAUUCUUGCAACUUAAUUAUAUUUUAAGGCACAAUUUUAAGACAAAAUAAUUUGAUUUUACUUUUUAAAACUGAUACUUUUUCUUUGACAUUUUCUUGCAGCAAAACAUCCAACAUAAAUCAGCAGUUUUUAGAUUAAAUAAAAACAUUUUAGUUCAAAUUAAUUUCUCCUGACAUGAACUCUUAGCAGUUUUAUUUUUUACUCAGGAUAUUUUGAAUAAAGAUGCUGACUAAUUAUUCAAAAUGAAAAGCUUUUUUUUCUUUUUGUGAAUCUUCCAUUUAAUGCAAACCAACUGAGUUUAUUAAAACUAAACUUUCUGGCCUGUUAAUAAGAAUUCUAAAUGUCUAUCUGCUGUAAGCACAACCUGUUUGUAUUCAUGCUUGUAAAUAGCUUUUUAUUUAUUUUCACUUGGAUAAUUUCUGACCAUAAAUCUUAGGAUUUUUGUCUGAUGAGGCUGGAAACAUCCUGCACUUCUUUACAUUUACAGCUAAAAUAAAGCAGCCGGUUUCCAUACUGUUAAUCACYGCUCCAAUCAUUUCAUUCAGCAUUUUAAAAUUUAAUUAUUCUGGUUUUAUUUACCUCAUCACAAAUGUUAGAAACCAUCUUUUGUAGAUUGCAACAAAAUUAAAGUCUAAUUUAGUUUUCUCAUCUUUGCAAAUCUGUUGAAUAAAUUUGAUUUAACAUGAACCUUUAUUUUGAAAUUUUUAUUGUUUAUUAAAAACUAAAAUAACGAUUAAAACAUUAGGACUUGAACAAUGUUUAUUAUCAUUUUGAACUUAAUAUAAAUAAUUGUCUUUGAAAAAAUAAAGUUUUAUUUUUUUAAUAAAAAAGAAAAAAAUAAAGUUUUCAAGCACUAUUUCUGGUUAAUUUGCCUUCUGCUGCAAUAUUUAUUUUAAUGGACCAUUUUUGUUUUGAUUUAUAUUUGUUUUUGACCACUAACYGAAAAUCUUCAGUUUUUGUGUUCCAAUUAAAAGACUCGUGUAAACAACAACAACAACAACUCUGCUUUUAUUCCAUCACUUCCCAUGCACAACUCUGCAGGACUUUAUGACAUCUGUUCCAAACUGCGUCCACCCUUCUUCUGCAUAUGAAACUCUGUCCUCACCCCCCACCCUCAUUUUUUUUUUUUUUCCUUUUCUGGAUUAUAAGGCAGGCCAAAGAGGCGCGCAAACUUUCACUCCAUCUCCGCAGACACACUUUGGUUGUUGCUCCUCUGCUGCCCGUCGCUCUCCUGAAUCUUUGGAGUAAAAGAAGAAGAAGAAGGAAAAAAAAACUGCCAGCCCCUCCGUUUGAUUCACUUCCUGCAGUCGGAGACUCCUGCUCAAAGUGAGGAGAGAAGAGGAGGUUGGGGUUCACAGGAAGAAACCUCUGGGCUCGAGCGACUCCUCCGUCUCUGCAGCAGAGCUCUGCUUCGGUUUCAGCUGCUCGCAUCGAGCUCGCGCAGCUGCACACACACACACACACAGAGAAACCCAAUAAACGGUUCGGAUGGUCCGACGUCGGUUCUUCCUCUGAUCCGAGGAGUUCUGGGAGAAGCUGAACGAGCUGCCGGGCUUCAUGUACUGGAAAAAUGAAGUUUUGUCCCCUCUGUCCGAGGGAAAUAAGAUUCUGUCCGACGGAAUCCCCACAAAGCAGUCUCACUCGGACGGAGAGUCCCAGCGGUCCAACAUGGAGCGGGAGGACACCCGCUCGCCCCCCAGCAGCCCGUCCACCCCCUCCGUGUGCUCGCCCACCUCCACCAGCAGCUCGGUGCCGUCCGACGGGAAGAACCUGUGCGCGAGCUGCGGGCUCGAGAUCCUGGACAGAUAUUUACUCAAGUAGGUUUGGUACUAAGUGUGCCCGGUGCGGGCGGCAGAUCUACGCCAGCGACUGGGUGCGCCGUGCGAGGGGAAACGCUUACCACUUGGCCUGCUUUGCGUGCUACUCGUGCAAGAGGCAGCUGUCCACAGGAGAGGAGUUCGGUCUGGUCGAGGAGAAGGUCUUGUGUCGGAUCCACUACGACACCAUGGUGGAGAACCUCAAGCGGGCAGCGGAGAGCGGAAACGGCAUCACAUUAGAGGGAGCCGUCCCAACAGAACAAGACAGUCAACCCAAACCGGCCAAAAGAGCACGGACGUCGUUCACUGCAGAGCAGCUACAGAUCAUGCAGGCGCAGUUUGCUCAAGACAACAACCCAGACGCCCAAACGCUGCAGAAGCUAGCUGACAUGACGGGCCUCAGCAGGAGAGUUAUACAGGUGUGGUUUCAAAACUGCAGAGCAAGACAUAAAAAGCACACGCCCCAACACAGCGGGGCUCCCCAGGGUCACCCUCAGUCCAGGAUGCCCUCGUCGCUGCCCGACGAGCUGCAUUACUCGCCCUUCGGCAGUCCGGAGCGAGCGCGGAUGGUGGCUCUACACGGCUACAUCGACAGUCACCCCUUCUCCGUCCUGACCUCUCAGAGUCUCCCUCACCAGGCCAUGUCGCUGCCCCAGCUCCCCCUCAGCCGGUAGCCCAGGACCCCCUGUUCCGUGGAUCCGCGCCCCUGAUCUGCAAUCAGCAACGCCUGCUAACCUCAUUCAAAGAUUGUACAACAUGGAGAAAAGACUCAUCUGCCAGAUCUCCUAACAGACCAAGGAAUGGAAAGAAGAGGAAAAAGAAACUUUGUUGCUCUUUGCUCUGAGGAGAUGAUAAUCCCACCUGCAGCCCGUCUGUCAAAAACAAACACACACACAAAAAAAACUCCUUCCAGCAUUUAUAUUUAACAGGAACCCUCUGUUUUACACCAUGUAAUGGACAUUUUUUACUUCCCUCCACAAACCUGAGAGAAGUGGAGUUUUAAAUGGACGUAACUGAUAAAGGAAGCAGGACUGAAGCUUUUUGAGUGCUGUCAGAGUUUUGAAGAUUCAGUAUGAAAGGAAGUGUCACUGCGGCCCAGACGGGACGGGGCGCACUCAGUAAACCACAUCCGAGGUAAGACUCCUCCCUCUUUUAUCUCUCAGCAACCAUGAAGGAAACCUACAUGCAAACACAACAAGCUGUUCAUCUUUGGAAUACGUAACAACAAAUAGUUCCCAAUUACAGGUUUGGAUCAAAGUUCCACUGAGUUAAGAAGAAUUUAAAUUUUGUUCAAGAUUUCAAACAGCGUGCCUUAUCUCGUCUAUUAUUCAACUAAAUCUAAAUUUUAACUCAUUUUUAAAUAACAAAUUGGACUUUUUAAUUUAAAAAAUUGUUUAAUUUUAAAUGAUUUAAACUUUUUUUUUUUUUAGAAAAGUACAAACUAUGUUUACAAACUCAGCUCCAGCAGUUGAACUUUUUUCCUUUUAAACCUCAACUGAAAAUUUGAGUUUUAUGGAUUUAUUUUAGCAUUUGAGGCAAUCCUGCUGAAGCUCUUUUUUUUAAUAAAGAAAAGUUUUGGAUCAGUUUGUUGUUAAAAGACACAUUCCUACAAAAUCUGACAUCUUGUACAGCUGUGUUCUAAUUUUUAAUUUAUACGGUUGCUUGUUCAGCUUCACACAAUGAGGGAAACUGAGUUUUGGUACAAAAUGGACCCAAUAAAACUGACUGGGUUUGUAUAUAGUAAAAAGGGGUGUGCGUGAAWGUGUUUCUAUGUGUGUAUUGGCAGGAGUAGCGAGUGUGUGUGUGUCUGUAUUUUAGUGUCAUUACCUUUGUGUGAAAACCACAUCCAGUUCCACCUCAAAGUCCUUGUAUUUAUUAACAUGGUAAAUCCCUGUAAAGCACUUUCCCCCUUUCUGAAUCAGUUUUUGACAUAAAAACAUUAAGAAAUUAAACAAAAGGUUUAUUUGAUAGACUGUGGAUCAUCAAUGUUUCGUGUAAUAAAAUGCAUAAAAUUGA
Austrofundulus limnaeus is the source of this 4031-nucleotide messenger RNA. RefSeq names its product LIM homeobox 6a (gene lhx6a). Gene Ontology annotation, cellular component: nucleus. Gene Ontology annotation, molecular function: DNA-binding transcription factor activity, RNA polymerase II-specific; RNA polymerase II transcription regulatory region sequence-specific DNA binding. Lineage: Eukaryota; Metazoa; Chordata; Actinopteri; Cyprinodontiformes; Rivulidae. The record is from RefSeq and is a predicted model, not a curated record. Gene Ontology annotation, biological process: forebrain neuron development; regulation of transcription by RNA polymerase II; neuron differentiation.